CAGCUGGCAAUUUAUUACUUUCAUUUGGAAUUCUUGUAGCUGGCACAUCAGCCACCAAAGUCCUGAGAGUAUUCCAGCAUAUGGGAUUGAAAUGCAUCUCACUUUCAACUUUUUUAAGCAUCAACAUGAAAAAUUAUUUCCUGUGAUAUAUCUUCAUUGGAAAAAGUAUCAAGAGGGAUUAAUUUCAAAAUUGAAAAACCAAGAUGAUCUCAUGAUAUCUGGUGAUGGAAGGCAUGACAGCAUGGGUCAUAGUGCCAAGUAUUGUGCCUACACAAUAUUUUGCUGUACAGUUCCAUUCAUCAUUCAUUUUACACUGGUGCAGAGAAACGAAGUGGGUAGCAGUCCUGCAAUGGAGUACCAUGGGUUUGUACGGGCUAUGGAAUAUCUUCUGGGCACUGGCUUACUUGUGAAGACUUUUGUUUCCGACCGACAUUCAGGAAUUGCAAAACACAUGAGGGAAAAGCUGGCCAGCAUCAAACAUUACUUUGAUGUUUGGCAUCUAAAGAAAAAAAUCACAAAAGUUUUGACAAAAAUUGCAAAAGUUAGUGGAAAUGAGAUUUUGAAUGAGUGGAUUAAACCAUGUGCAAACCAUCUAUUUUGGAGUGCCAUGACCACAAAAGAUGGAAAUGGUGAAGUUAUUUGGGCUAAGUUUUCAUCGUUCUUCAGCCACGUUGUCAACAAGCACAAAAAUCUCAAAAACCCCGUUUUUGAUAAGUGUGCUCAUGGAGAUGAGAUUCAACCACGGAAGUGGCUGGAUGAAGAUUCUAUUGCAUAUGAGAAAAUGGUGGCUGCACUUACAAAUACAAAGUUGAUGAAUGGUAUAAAGCAGGCGUCUCCUUUCGGCCAGACAAGUGCUCUAGAGGGAUUCCAUUCAGUGCUCAACCAGUUCUCACCAAAAAUGAUUGGAUACAGCUAUCAAGGAAUGUUUUGCAGGCAUGCACUUGCUGUAAUCCACUUUAAUAAUAAUCUGCAUCGGAGGAACAGAAUGAAGGAUGGCGUUGAACAACUUCAUGUUGUGUACCCAAAAUUUAAAAAUGGAGAGGCUGUUGUUAGAAAUGUAAAAGUGAAGCAAAACUUUGAUUAUGUUGAUGAAAUAUACAAUACAAUGAUUGAUGCAAUCUCUAACAAAAAACUCAAGAAGGCAAUUGAAGAAUUAAAAGGUUUAACACCACCACCAAUGAACAAAAUGCUUGACAUGCAGCCACGUGCUGAGGCUAUUGACAAAAAGAAAAGAAGGGAAAACAUGCCCAUUGUUAAUGUGCCACCAACAAAUCCUGUACCUACUGUUGUGAUUCCAAAUCCUGGUGAUAGCACUGCACGAAACAAGCCAAAGUGCAAAGCAUGCAAACAACCAAUGAAAGGCCACAAAAAUGUUAAAGAUUGCCCCAAGAACCAAAAUAAAUAAUUUUGUAAAAGGGCAGAGUUUAAUUGUAAAAUAUAUUAUUAUUCAAGU
This is a messenger RNA of Dendronephthya gigantea, 1453 nucleotides long. RefSeq lists its product as uncharacterized. The transcript has 8 exons. The record is from RefSeq and is a predicted model, not a curated record. The coding region runs from base 92 to 1405 and encodes 437 amino acids. NCBI's taxonomy places the organism in Eukaryota, Metazoa, Cnidaria, Anthozoa, Malacalcyonacea, Nephtheidae.